This is a messenger RNA of Arabis nemorensis, 627 nucleotides long. The record is from the annotation of a GenBank genome assembly. Lineage: Eukaryota; Viridiplantae; Streptophyta; Magnoliopsida; Brassicales; Brassicaceae.
AUGAGGCAUCUGAUGACUAUGAUUAAAGUUGUUCUUAGGCUGGUCUACAUGCUUAGGAUGUGUGGGUGGUGGUUAGAUGUUUGCACGAUUCAGAUGUUUGGUUCUUCGCCCUGGAGUUUUGUAUUUGAUGAUCCUGACGAUGAGGAUGGUUCAUUACAAUUUUUGGUUGAUGAUCCAGUACCGAAGGUUGCUCGUGAGACUUUGUUAGAAACUGCAGUGUCAGUGAGUGUUAUUUUUGUCAGUGUAUCCGACCCAUUCACUGAGAUUCCAGCCGGCAUGCUUCUGUUUCAAAUAUGCAUAUCAUUUAUUAUGGAGCAUUUCGGCCUCUGGACCACGAUUGGGUCCCUUCUACGUUGCUGGUUCACUGGCGUCGGUUGGGCGCUUGGUCUGACAGACUUCCUUUUGCCAAGACCAGAGGACAACAUUGGUCUGGACAAUGGAAAUGUUGAACCUGACAGGCCCAUGGCUGCGCUUCCAGCAGCUGAUGAUCAUACUAGAAGAAGUCUCCUCUGCACUGGGAUUGUCAAGACGGAUGAUGAAGAACAGUCUGUAUCAUUAUCUGUGCCUAUAUUUGAUUUCUUAUACUACUCUGAUAUAAAAUAUGUUUGGUUUUUGAAGAAGAUAUAG